Cinara cedri is the source of this 2170-nucleotide messenger RNA. The record is from the annotation of a GenBank genome assembly. NCBI's taxonomy places the organism in Eukaryota, Metazoa, Arthropoda, Insecta, Hemiptera, Aphididae.
AUGAACUCCAUUAAAAAGUGAGUACAAUUUUAUAACAAUUGUUUAAUUCAUCGAUAUAAGUAUGUUGGAAAUUUGCCUGGUUUGAAUGAUUGAUUAAAAUGUGUUUCCUAUUACUUACUUCUUCAUGUUUAGAUUUAAAAUCCGUAUGUAUAUACUUUGCCAUUACGAAAUUCAUAAGUUAUAAAAUGAAAUAUGAUAAUUUUUUUUCAUAAUAAAUAAAAUGUACCCAGAUACUGUAACUAGUUGUUUACUUAUUUGAUUUCAGAAAUGUUCAAGAUACGUAUGCUAGGGAGUAUCUUGUAAGUUUAUUUUCAUUUUUUUUAUUGAUUUAUUGUUUUAUUAAAUUAUUUAAAUAAUUCUAGGCACUCAAUAAAAGAAGUGAUGGUAGAGGAUUGAUGGGAUUUCGUGAUGUGUCACUAAAUCUGAGUUCUAUACAUACAGCGGAUGGAUCAGCUGCUGUCAAAAUUGGAAAUACAGCUGUGAUUUGUGGCAUUAAAGCAGUUAGUAUUUGUUUAUUACAGUCCAUUCUUAAUAUAUUUGUAAAUAUCUUAAAACACUAUUUUAGGAAUUAGGUGUUCCUAAAUCCGAAACUCCAAAUGUUGGAUACCUUAUAGUAAAUGUUGAACUGCCUAGUUUAUGCUAUAAAAAAAUACGACCUGGAAUACCGUGUGAUGAAGCAAUGCAAACUACCAGUUUUCUAAAUGAAGUGUGUAAUAAUUGCAAAAUUAUAGACCUACAACAAUUAUGUAUAUGUGUUGAUAAAUUAGUAUGGGUUCUAUCAUGCGACAUAUAUUGUUUAAACUAUGAUGGAUCUGUUUUAGAUGCAUGUUUGAUAGCUUUGUUAUCAGCAAUACAGACAGGUAUUAAAAACUGUUAUAUUAAUAUGUAUCAAUUUAUUUUUUUUAUUUUUUUUAUUUUUCAGUUAAAAUACCAGAAGUUAAAUACGAUAAAGAAACUGAAGAAACGACUGUUUUUGAAAAUUACAAUCUUCUAAAAGUUAAUAGUUUACCUGUGUCUGUUACUUUUAGUCUAUUCAAUGAAAAACAUAUUUUAGCUGACCCAACUGAAGAAGAAGAGCAAUUAUGUGCUAGUAAAUUAACAAUUGUUACCAACGGUAGUUUAUUAUAUUCAUUACACAAACCAGGUAUGUCACAUUUACCAGAAGGAUCUUUAUAUUUUAUAAUUUACUUUUUGUUGUUUUUUUUCAAUAUUUUAUUCAAUCUAAAUUCAUUGUAAAAUUGAUUUAAGGAAAACAACUUGAUGGAUCGUGUUUCUUUUUAUAUUAAAAGUAUACUACUAAACAAAAAUCCAAUUCCCCUCCCCCCCCUUUAAUGACUCCUGAAUCUUUUAGUAUAAAAUUACUAUAUAAUUUUUUAGAAAAUUUAAAUCACUCAAAUGUAGUUUAACAUAUUUCAUUUGUAAAUUAUUAUGAACUAGCAUAAUAUUAAUAUAUAUAUAUAUAGGAUGAUUCACUAAGCAUGCUCACCCCAUUUUUCUAGUUAAAUUUUGCAUGCAUUGAAAUUCUGAUUUUUGGAAUUUAUAAGUGUAGUUUAAAGCCAAUAUUUUCGAAUACUUAAAUUUUUCACAACAUUUAAGGAGUAUCCUGUAUAUUUAAAAUUGCAUAAAUAGUCUGAGUAUUACUUUAAAUACAUUUUUGAUUUCCAUCAACCUGUUUUUUGAAACAUUGCACUUCUAAGUUUAAGAAGUAGGGAGAGUAGUGAAAUCUUAUUUGUAUGGCGUUUUAUUAGUGUUAGUGCUCCACUAUUCCCUCCUACCUAAACUUAAAAAUUUAAUAUCUUGUCAACGGGUUGUUAGAAAUCAAAAUGUACUUAAAGUAAUACUACAUACUUUUUUUAAUACGUAUUCUCAUUUUAAAAAAACCAAGGUUGGUAUUGCCACUUAAAUGUUGUGUAAAAAUAUUAGCAUUAACUACACGUACAAAUUCCAAAAAUCAUUUUUUCAAUAAAUGCAAAAUUUAAAUAUAAAAAUGGAGUGGGCGCGUUUAGUAAAUUACCUUAACAUAUAAAAUAAAAUAAUUUUUUUAUUUGUUAAAUUUAUAUAUAUUUUUUUAGGAGGUGAUUUCAUAAAAGAUAGCCAAAUUCAGAAUUGCGUGCAACAUGCCAAAAAAAGAGCUAAUACGAUUCAUAAGUUAAUAAAAGCCGCUAAGUAA